AUGGCCUCGACUCCGGAGCAGCAGGCUCUGCUAGACGCCUUCCUACUGCCCAUCAACAUUGACAUCGACACGUGCCACAUUCUUUCCCAGCAAUUCCUCCAGAAUUUCACCCACCUGUCAGCCGAAUCUCUGGACCAGUUCUUGCCCACGCCGAUAUCAGAAUCCAUACUGCGCCCCGUCACAAGCCUCGGUCACGGACGACAUCUCGCUAUUGACAUCGGUGGAACUAACCUUCGAGUUGGUUUUGUAGAGUUUCUGGCGUCUGAACCCAAUGCCGAAGCAGUAAAUGGCAUCAAGAAGACGGAUGAUGCCGGCGGAGCGAAUGGCACCUGCCCAAAUGGCGUGGGCGGCCGCCAAUGCCCGUCCACAUCAGAGUCUUGCCCGAUCCGCCUGCAGCGACGACUCGAAAAGUCGUGGCCCAUAUCGCAUCAUCUGAAAAACAACAACGCAGAUGGCCUGUUUCUUUGGAUUGGAAAAUGCAUAGCCGAGGUCGUAGAGGAAGGAUGCAGAGCAUUCGACCUUGCUAAUGAUGUGUCGUUGUCGCUGGGGGUCACCUUCAGCUUUCCCGUGGAACAGCCGUCUCUGGAAAAAGCAAUAACAACAUCCAUGGGUAAAGGCUUCGCGAUCCCCGCCAACGUGGACCUGGGAGAACAGCUCCAGAAAGCCUAUGACCGGGAGAGAGGCGCCCGUCUUCCUCCUAUACGUGUCGCUGCCAUUGCCAACGAUUCCGUCUCGACUCUCGUCUCCUUCAUCUUCGACUACGACGGAGGCAAGGCGGCUCAUCAUCGCCGCGCGGCCAUGGGCUUAAUCCUGGGGACCGGCAGCAACGCCACCAUUCCCGUCAAACUGAGCCUGCUUCACCCAAGCAAGCGACCACGGAACGUCCAUGUUUUGCCUGGCGAGAGUGUCGACGACGCCAAGAUCGCGGUGAAUACGGAAUGGAGCAUAAAGGGGACGGCAGCACCGAUGAGGGAACUGGGCUUGAUCAACUCGUGGGACGAAGAAUUGAGCGAGCAAAACGAAAAGCCCGGCUUCCAGCCCCUAGAGUACAUGACGGCUGGUCGGUACCUUGGGGAGCUGGGACGCAUCAUGCUCGUCGACUACCUGGCUCGCGCGCUCAAGCUACCGCGAGCAGCACUGCCGGCAAGACUCUUCAAGCAAGACAGCAUGACAACGACAUUCCUAAGUCACUUCAAGCCGUCAGCACCGGCCGCUCUCUUGUCGAAGCUGAAGAAGGAGUUUCCGGACGCGUCGUGUCCCGCGUUCAGGUGGACCGAGCAUCACGCCGAAGCUUUGUAUCGCAUCGCCAAGGCAAUCGAGGUGCGAGCGGCGGCCAUAAUAGCGGCGGCGAUUGUGGCUCUUCUGACGCUAGGCGGAGAGCUGCCCUCGGAAGAGAGAAGAGCGCCAGCACCCGACGCAGACAUUCGCGAGCUGGGGGUGGGUUAUACAGGAGGCUGCAUCGUCCACUUCCAAGACUAUCUGGUGGACUGCCAAUAUUUUGUGGAUCGGCUGGUCUGCAGGAGGUUGGGAGCGGAUUCAAGACUGCGGGUGGCCCUGACCGCUUGCCACGACGGCGGCAUCACCGGCGCCGGCAUUUUAGUGGCAGCAGCGCUUUGCAGCCAAACGUCACACUCAUCGAGCGGGGAGGGGUGUGGCGGCGACGCGGCCAAUGUAGGGACCACCCAUGCUGUGUAA
Messenger RNA from Ustilaginoidea virens, 1695 nucleotides. RefSeq lists its product as uncharacterized. Gene Ontology annotation, cellular component: cytosol; mitochondrion. The record is from RefSeq and is a predicted model, not a curated record. The coding region runs from base 1 to 1695 and encodes 564 amino acids. NCBI's taxonomy places the organism in Eukaryota, Fungi, Ascomycota, Sordariomycetes, Hypocreales, Clavicipitaceae. The transcript is spliced from 3 exons. Gene Ontology annotation, biological process: glucose 6-phosphate metabolic process; glycolytic process; intracellular glucose homeostasis. Gene Ontology annotation, molecular function: ATP binding; glucokinase activity; mannokinase activity.